Molecule: messenger RNA, 837 nt
Organism: Phycomyces blakesleeanus NRRL 1555(-)
Lineage: Eukaryota; Fungi; Mucoromycota; Mucoromycetes; Mucorales; Phycomycetaceae
Exons: 5
Coding region: 1-837 (278 amino acids)
Biological process (GO): glutathione biosynthetic process
Cellular component (GO): glutamate-cysteine ligase complex
Molecular function (GO): enzyme regulator activity; glutamate-cysteine ligase catalytic subunit binding
Source: RefSeq, a predicted model, not a curated record
AUGCCAGCACAACAAGUUCCUCACAAGCUCAGCUUACCAGACCUCCAGCAGCUGGUCCUUUACACAGGAAAUCUUAUGCGUACUAGCCUCGCAAGCCGCACAAAGGAAUUGAACAAACAACCCAAUGCAGAGUUAGUUCACGCUGUCGACGAUACCCUGAGACUGCUUAUGGACAGCCCUGGUGCUCCAUCAUAUCGCUAUUACACAGAACACGGACUACUUGAAGUACCAGACCUUCGACAGAGCAGUAGAAUACCAGCAGAGGACAGAAAUGAUGUGCAGGUCACAGCCAAACUAUUCUAUCUUUCCGAGAAUACACAACACGUCUAUCCACCCAUUCAUGUCGAUGCUGCAGUAAACCAUUUACAGAAAUUGCUGGGUGUAUCUACUAUUGACACCUUCCUUGUCUCAUUUGCCGGUGACCAUUCUCUAAAAAACACAUGCCAGGCCUGGAGUGCACUUGAGACAUAUCAGCAGCAAGGUGUCAUUGGCCGACUGGGUGUAUCUGACUUUUCUGCACAAAAUAUUGAUGAAAUUUUGACAAACAAGAGUAUAAAAGUAAAGCCUUCAAUUAAUCAAAUCAACGUUGGAUCAUGCUGUGACAUGCCAAAGGAAACUAUUGAACAUGCAAAGCGUAAUGGGAUUGAAUUACUGCACAACAGUGACAGUGCAGAUAUUCUAUCUACCGAGGAGCUUAGUAAGUUAUUGUCCAGCAGAGCAGUGGUACCAAAGACAACUACAGUGACCCCACGCUGGGUAAUCAAAUAUCACGUAUUUGUCCAGUGUCGUAGUGUAGUUGCAGACAAAGGAUAUAUUGUAAUGGGAGAUGCUCUUUGA